AUGUUUAUUGGCGUUUUAUUUCUAUUGACUGCUUGUUAUCGCGUUUGUUGGUGUCAAUAUGAUCUACUUGAUGUUGUGCGAGGUAUUCGAAUGUCUGUCAAUGACGAUUUGUUUGUCUCAGCAUCGAAUGCAUUCUCCAACUUCGCUGUUCUUAUGCAUCCAUUCGGAAACAUUAGCGCGGGAGAACCUGUUCUAUGUAAUAUGAAAUACAAUCCCACUGAUCGUUUCGUUCAUAGUGUAGUUGUCAUAGGCAUUACUAAAAAUAGUACGGAUGCAAAUCAAUUUAUGUUCGUUUUCGCAGCAGAAAAAAUGUCCACAAUGACUCCAAUCGUCUGCAUCGGAAUAAUUACAAAAUCAACUUGUGCUUCAACAUAUGCAUGUACCGAUGUGGCUCCAGCAGGAUCGCAUCAAGAAUACUUUCUCAUUAAUGUUGAUACAAAUAAAACAUUUGCUUAUGGACUCACAAAUUCAUUUGUAUUUAAGCUGGAUAUCUAUGCCAAUCAAAUUGUUUCAAACUUUACUACAGACGAUAUUUGGCCUGGCCAUGGUUUUAUUCCGCGUGCAAUCGAUAUAGCAGAUACAUGGGCAUUCGUCACUGGUUAUGCAUAUGUUAUACAGCAAUCCAACAAACCUUAUGGAGUCUACGGAUGCCUGGUUGAUUUGUCGCAAAUAGUCAAUGCAUCUUGUAUAUCUAUUGCAACGGACCCAUCCUAUCUAAUACCGUCGAAUCUCAUGACAUACAAUGAACUAUAUGAAUUAUCUGUCACUAUUCGUGGUCAAAAGAUUCUCGUUGGAGUUCAUCGUCUAUCAUCAGUUAUCAUUCUGUACAAUCAUGGCUCGUUCUUGAAUAUCACUAGUACAUAUAUCUUAUCAUUUAUUUCAUCAUCUUCCAUUGGUCGUGUUGUCGCCUGGGCUGAUGAUACAACAAUCGCUGUCUUAGUUCAAGAUCCUUUUGAUACAAGCUGGUCAACGACACAAAUAUUCUUUUACCAUGAAAACUCAGUCAGCAUGACUUCUCCUUUAUUCACAUUUCCGAAUCAUCAACAAGUCUUGGGAAGUCGUUUGUCACGCCCAUCAUUUGCUCGAUUCAGCAUCACUAUGAAUGGUAACAUGGCUAUUCUAACGGACAAAGCCGAUGUUGUCAUUGUUCCUCUGAGUUGUGCUGGUUUUGCUUCACAAUGGAUCGAUAUUACAGCACGAACCUAUGUCUUCUACUUUGAACCAAGACUGUGCAUUGGUGGUACUUAUAAGAAUCAAUCAAGUCUCGGUCCAUGUCAAAUUUGUCCUUCAGGUACUCGAAAUUCGGGUACAUCUGUAAAUGCUGUUCACCAAUGCAUGCCAUGUUUAACAAACUCAUCCAACUCAUUCUGUCCACUUGCAGCACUCGUAGACGUUGAUCUGACAAAUGUACCUUCCUACAGUCAGGUAGUGGCUUAUCCUGAAACGGUUGAUGCUUCCAACAUUGAAGAUCUUCUUAUCAAGAAUGUCUUUCAAAUUGGAACAGAUAAACAUUGUUUAUUGAUUUCUCCUUUGCUGUGGACUAUCAUCAUAGGCAGUUUAUGUCUUCUCUUCGUGAUUGGUAUGAUCGUUACGAAUCUCGCCAAAUGUAAAUCAUGGAUGGCAUACAACCAGAAAGCCAAGAUUAUCUUCAAACAUAUGGAUAUUAUUGGUGAAGGUGAAAUGUGGUUUGGUGGACUAGCAACAUUGGCUAUUGCUAUUCUCGUAGCGUUUUCCUAUUGGUUUUCAGCCGCAUUUAUCAAACGUUAUCCGAUUGAAAAUAUUCAUGAACCAGCUGUAUUUGCUUGUGAUGAAAGCUUAGUUAAUUCCCAAUUCUCGACAGCUCUCGAACUUCUUGCUAUUCCCAAAUCGGAGGAUGCUCAGCCUAUCUUUGACCUUCUCGACAAACAAAUCUUUGUUCUAUCGCUUGAACUCAUCAAUACUGGCUUUCCAUGUGUAUCUAUCACUGUUCAAGAAAAUUUUCUCGCGUCAAAAUAUGUUUCACUGUACACCAGUUGUCAAGAAUAUAUCGAAACAGCCAUCACAUCGAUAACAUUUUCUCUUCCAAGACAUUUGACAACAAUACAGAUCAACAUGACAGGACCAUAUUGGAUUGGUGCUUUGCGUUUAUGUAUUCGAGGACAAGGUGAAACAAAUGCGAGUACAACACUGCGUGAACUUAAUUUUUGCCAGUUCUAUGCAACAACAAAUCAAGUAAUUGGUCGGUACUCGUCUAUUCCAAUUGUAUUUGUGAAAAAUAUCAAUAUGACACACGCACUUGGUUCAUCUGAUUCGACAUCAUAUUCAGGUUUAUGGAUGCCAACAUUUACUGAUGUUUCAUUGUCGGAUGAAGAUUAUUAUGUUGAAUUUGGUAGUUACCUACGAUAUACAUCAUCGAUGACUAUCUUACAAAUCACACUGGACGAACGACCGUUCUAUAUCAAGAAUAUUCAACAACCAAUUGUUCGAACAGCUGAAUUAGUUUUUCAUGAUUUAUUGUUUGCUUCACUUUGUAUUGAACUCUUUGCCUUAGCUUUUCUCCUGAUCAAACUUAUUGUCAUACCCAUCUGUCGAUGGUUUGGUCGCUUAUGCAGCAAAUUUCUUCAUCGAUAUAUUGGAUUUGAACAUUGUCAUACAUUUUUGCGAAAGCACUCUCGUUCAAACUCUGAAAAAUUCGCUGAACUCCAAGAAAAUGAACAUGAUAAGUGUGCACCAUCCAAAAUUGAACUAUGCACGACUGUAGCAGAUACUACAGUUUGA
Molecule: messenger RNA, 2757 nt
Organism: Adineta ricciae
Lineage: Eukaryota; Metazoa; Rotifera; Eurotatoria; Adinetida; Adinetidae
Source: the annotation of a GenBank genome assembly